CCGCGGCUCGUUUCUCGGCGCCGGAGAGUGUGGGACCAGGGCUGGAGAGACCGCCGGGGAGCAUCAGCAGAACCAGUCCAGCACGGAGCCUUGCCUGGACGACCCCUGCGCCGUGCACUCUUCUCGGGGGACUGCACAACAUUCCUGUGAAAUAUAACUGCUUUUAAUGGCAUGUGGCUUGUAACUUUACUUCUGCUGUAUUCUUUGCAAGAAGUCAACAGUGAGGAUGUUGUCUCUACGCGGCUGUACUUUGUGAAUGCCUCCCUGCAGCGGGUGACCUUCUCCAGCUCGGUGGGGGUGUCCCUGCCCUGCCCUGCGGGCGGCGCCCCCCAUGCUGUCCUGCGCUGGUACCUGGCUGCCGGAGACGACAUUUACGACGUGCCCCAUAUCCGCCACGUGCACGCCAACGGCACCCUCCAGCUCUACCCAUUCUCCCCCUCCGCCUAUAACAGCAUUAUCCAUGACAACGAGUAUUUCUGCACUGCUGAGAACCAAGCUGGCAAGAUUCGUAGCCCAAGCAUCCACAUCAAAGCAGUGUUCAGGGAGCCCUACACAGUGCGAGUGGCCGACGAGCGCUCCAUGCGGGGCAAUGUCGCCGUGUUCAAGUGCCUCAUCCCCUCAGCCGUCCAGGAGUACGUCAGCGUGGUGUCCUGGGAGAAAGACACCGUCUCCAUCGUCCCAGGUAACCGUUUCUUCCUGACGUCAUUUGGCGCUCUGUAUUUCUCAGAAGUGCAGAAGGAAGAUGCUCUGUCCACCUACCGCUGCAUCACAAAGCACAAGUACAGUGGAGAGACUCGCCAGAGCAAUGGAGCCAGGCUCUCUGUUAUGGACCCUACGGAGUCCACCCCCUCAGUGCUGGAUAGUUUCCAGUCCGGUGAGGUGCAGAUGGGGCACAGCGUUGAGCUGCCCUGUGUUGCAUCCGGAUACCCAAACCCCACCAUCCGAUGGAUGAAGGAUGGUCGGCCUUUACCUGCUGACUCCCGCUGGACACGGCGCAUCACCGGCCUCACCGUUUCCGACUUGAGGCUUGAGGACAGUGGCAACUACAUCUGUGAGGUCACCAACAGCUUUGGCUCCAAAGAGGUGACGGGUCAUCUUAAUGUCAUAGAUCCACUGCGGGUCACCUUGUCUCCCAAGAACCUGAAGACGGGGAUCAGCAGCACAGUCAUCCUAUCCUGUGCCGUCCAGGGUUCCCCGCACUUUAUGGUGUCCUGGUACCGUAACACUGAAUCUGUCCUGCCCGAUCAGCACUUUUCCAUCCAGGGGGCUCACAAUGAGACAUUGUUCAUUUCCGCCGCACAAAAGAGACACUCGGGAGCUUACCAGUGCUUUGCCACGCGCAAGGGCCAGACCGCCCAGGACUUCUCCAUCAUACUGCUGGAAGAUGGUACGCCCCGUAUUGUCGCCUCCUUCAGUGAGAGGGUGGUGGUCCCCGGUGAACCCUUUUCCCUGAUGUGCGCUGCCAAAGGAGCGCCCCCCCCCACCAUCACCUGGACCCUGGACGACGAGCCUGUGGCCCGGGACCUGUCGCGUGUCCGAGCCAGCCAGUACACGCUCUCCGACGGCAGCACUGUGAGCCACGUCAACGUCAGCAGCCCGCAGAUUCGCGAUGGAGGAGUGUAUCGGUGCGCCGCACGAAACUCGGCCGGUAGUGCCGAGUACCAAGCGCGCAUAAACGUAAGAGGUCCACCGAGGAUUCGGCCUAUGAAGAACAUCACUGCAGUGGCAGGAAGAAACUCUUUCAUAAACUGCCGUGUGAUUGGGUACCCUUAUUACUCAAUCAACUGGUACAAGGAGGGGCUUCUGCUGCCUGACAAUCAUCGCCAGGUGGUUUAUGAGAAUGGGACCCUGAAGCUCAGCGAUGUUCAGAAGGGGAUGGAUGAGGGGGCCUACGUCUGCAGCGUGCUCAUCCAACCACAGCUGUUCAUCACGCAGACUGUCUAUAUCACCGUCAAAGUUCCUCCACUGAUCCAGCCAUUUGACUUUCCACCCACUUCCAUCGGUAAACUGAUGUACAUCGCCUGCGUGGUGUCGUCUGGAGAUAUGCCAAUACGCAUCACAUGGCGCAAGGACGGGCAGGAGAUCGUGGCCUCCUCGGGCAUCACCAUCGACACAAAGGAGUUCAUGAGCUCUCUUCAAAUAUCCAAAGUGUCGCUCAAACACAAUGGCAACUACACCUGCAUUGCUAGCAACGAUGCUGCCACUGUCAGCACGGAGAGGCAGCUCACAGUUACAGUGCCUCCUCGGUUUGUGGUUCAGCCCAACAAUCAGGAUGGGAUCUAUGGGAAGGCAGGGAUCCUAAACUGUUCAGUAGAUGGGUACCCUCCUCCAAAAGUCAUGUGGAAACAUGCCAAAGCUGCACUAGCGGGUAUUGGGAAUCCGCAGCAGUAUCACCCUGUGCCUCUGACGGGCCGUAUCCAGAUCAUGGGUAACGGCUCUCUACUCAUCCGACAUGUCCUGGAAGAGGAUCGGGGCUUCUACCUCUGUCAGGCCUCCAAUGGCGUGGGCUCAGACAUCAGCAAGAGCAUGGUUCUUACCGUUAAGAUCCCCGCGAUGAUCACCAGUCACCCCAACACCACCAUGGCUAAGAAGGGUCACUUGAAGGAGCUGAACUGCACAGCCAGGGGAGAAUGGCCCAUCAUCAUCCGCUGGGAGAGAGGCGACACAGUCAUUGACCCUGACCGCAACCCCCGAUACUCCAUUAUCACCAGUCCCAACGAGAAGACGGACGAGGUGUUGUCUACGCUCAAGCUAAAGCCAGCAGAGCGUGAGGAUUCAGUCUUCUUCUCAUGUCAUGCUAUCAACUCUUACGGCGAAGGACGAGGCCUUAUCCAGCUCACUGUGCAAGAGCCCCCAGACCCUCCAGAGUUGGAAGUGCGAGAAGUGAAAGAUCGCAGUAUGAAUCUACGGUGGACACAGAGAUUUGAUGGAAACAGUGUCAUUACCUCGUACGAUAUUGAGUAUAAGAACAAGACAGAUACCUGGGAGCUGAAGCAUGCAACCCGAAACAUCUCCCCCAGCAACAAUCAGGCCAACAUCGUGGACCUGCACCCCGCCUCUGUCUACAGCAUCCGCAUGUACUCCUAUAACUCGAUAGGCAAGAGCGAGGCCAGCAAGGAACUCACCAUCAGCACAGAGGAAGCACAGCCUGAUGGUCCUCCCAUGGAGGUGAUCCUGCAGCCUGUGACCUCUCAAAGUAUCAGGGUCACAUGGAAGGCCCCCAGGAAGGAGCUGCAGAACGGGGUUAUCAGGGGUUACCAGAUUGGAUACAGAGAGAACGGCCCGGGCAGUAACGGCCAGUACAGCAUUGUGGAGAUGAAGGCCACUGGAGACAGUGAGGUCUACACCCUGGACAACCUGAAGAAGUUUGCUCAGUAUGGUGUGGUGGUCCAGGCCUUCAACAGAGCCGGCACAGGACCCUCCAGCUCAGAGAUCAAUGCCACAACACUGGAAGAUGUUCCAAGCCAGCCUCCUCAGAAUGUGCGAGCCAUUUCUGUAACAUCGGAUGAGGCAGUGAUCACAUGGGCCGAGCCUCCCAGGAUGACGCUGCAUGGCGUGUUGAAGGGAUACCGCGUCGUCUUCUGGGCUGUGUUUCCGGACGGAGAAUGGGGUGAAAUGCAAAACAUCACAACCAUCAAGGAGCAGGUGGAGCUCAAAGGCCUGGAGAAGUUCACCAACUACAGCAUCCAGGUCCUGGCCUACACCCAGGCUGGAGAUGGGGUCCGUAGCAACGUCCUGUACAUCCAAACCCGUGAAGACUACCCCGGACCCCCGGCUGGCAUCAAAACUGUGCCCUCUUCCUCCAGCAGUGUCGUGGUGUCCUGGUUACCCCCUCACAAGCCAAAUGGAAUCAUCCGCAAGUACACCAUCUACUGCUCUAGCCCCGGGUCCGGCCAACCGCUGCCCAGUGAGUAUGAAGCUAAUCCAGAGCUGCUGUUCUACCGGAUCACACACCUCAACCACCGGCAGCAGUACCUGAUCUGGGCGGCAGCCGUCACCACCGCAGGUCGAGGGAACUUCAGCGAAAAGGUCACUGUGGAGCCGGCGUCCAAAGCCCCGGCUAAGAUCCUUUCAUUUGGGGGCACAGUGACGACCCCCUGGAUGAAGGAGGUGCGACUGCCCUGUAGCUCAGUAGGAGAACCUACACCUACCAUCAAAUGGACCAAAGACAGUGAGGACACAGCCAUCCCAGUGUCUCUAGAUGGACAGCGGCUCAUCCUGACCAAUGGGACACUGGUGCUGCGUGCGGUCAAAGCUGAGGAUUCUGGGUACUACACCUGCACGGCCACCAACACGCUGGGCUUCGACACUAUCAUUGUCAACCUUGUGGUACAAGUUCCUCCUGACCAGCCUCGUCUAACCGUCUCCACCACUUCCAUCUCCUCCAUCACUCUGGCCUGGAUACCAGGAGACAACGGAGGGAGCUCUAUUAGAGGUUUCGUGUUGCAGUACUCUGUAGACAACACAGAGGAAUGGAAAGAUGUUUUCAUCAGUUCUAGUGAACGCUCCUUCAAACUGGACAACCUGCGCUGUGGCACCUGGUAUAAAGUGAAGCUGGCUGCAAAGAACAGUGUGGGAGCCGGACGCAUCAGUGAGAUAAUCGAAGCAAAGACCCAUGGGCGAGAACCCCAGUUCAACAAGGAUCAGCCGGUCUUCACCCACCUUAACUCCAGCCACGCCCGCCUCAACCUGCAGGGCUGGGUCAGUGGAGGCUGUCCCAUCAACGCUGUCAUACUAGAGUUUAGACCAAAAGGUACAUGGGCAUGGCAGAAUGUGCGCACCAAUGCCACAGCAGAUGUGUUCCUGGCUGAGCUUCGUGAGGCGACCUGGUAUGAGUUGAAGAUGAAAGCCUGCAACAGUGCUGGCUGUGGCAACCAGAGCUCCCAGUUUGCAACCCUGGACUAUGAUGGCAGUACAAUUCCACCAAUCAAAUCCCCUCUGGAAAAGAACGAUGAUGUCAAGAAGCUGUUUUCUAUUGGAUGUCCUGUGAUCUUGGUCACUCUGGGUGUUGCGCUGCUCUUCAUCAUUCGCAGGAAACGCAAAGAAAAGAGGCUGAAGAGACUAAGAGAUGCCAAAAGCCUGGCAGAGAUGCUGAUCAGUAAAAACAACCGCAGCUUUGACACCCCAGUGAAGGGACCUCCUCAGGGCCCACGCUUACACAUCGACAUCCCCCGAGUGCAGCUGCUCAUUGAGGACAAGGAAGGCAUCAAGCAAAUUGGUGAAGACAAAGCCACUAUCCCUGUGACAGACACAGAGUUCAACCAAACUGGAAACCCUCAAAGCUUCUGCACAGGUGUGUCCGUCCAUCAUCCCGCCCUCAUCCAGAACACCGGUCCUUUGAUUGACAUGUCAGACAUCAGACCAGGAACCAACCCAGUUUCGAGGAAGAGCGUAAAGUCAGCCCACAGCAUCAGGAACCGAUACUCCAGUCAGUGGACUCUGACCAAGUGCCAGUCCUCCACGCCAGCCCGCGCUCUCACCUCAGACUGGCGCACAGUUGGCUCCCAGCAUGGCAUCACUGUCACCGAGAGUGACAGCUACAGCGCCAGCCUCUCACAGGACACAGAUAAGGGUCGCAACAGCAUGGUGUCGACAGAGAGCGCCUCUUCAACCUACGAGGAGUUGGCGAGAGCAUACGAGCAUGCCAAGCUGGAGGAACACCUGCAGCAUGCCAAGUUUGAGAUUACUGAAUGCUUUAUCUCUGACAGCUCCUCUGACCAGAUGACUACAGGUACCAACGACAAUGCAGACAGCAUGACGUCCAUGAGCACUCCCUCAGAGCCCGGUAUCUGCCGCUUCACUGCCUCACCGCCCAAACCCCAGGACUACGAUCGUGGCAAGAAUGUAGCUGUGCCCAUUCCACACCGCGCAAAGAGUGACUACUGCAACCUUCCCCUCUACAUGAAGUCAGAUCCCUUCUUCCGAAAGCAGUCCGAGCAUCAUGACCCCUGUCCAGUGGUCCCCCCACGUGAAGCCUCCAUUCGUGGCCUGGCCCAGCGGGCAUACCACACCCAGGGCCGUCAUGUGACUAUGGACUCGGUAAAGCAGCAGGCCCUAACCAUGGGCCACUCUGGCCUGUCCAACCUCUCUUCCUCUGGAGGGGCAACAGGAGCCUGUGGUGGGGGUGCGUCUGCUAGCUCUAGCAGCUCCACCCUCCCCCAGAGGACUCUCACCAUGCCAGGCUCCUCUGCCUCCAUGGCCCAGAGUGCAGCGGCCGCUGCUGCUGCCACUGCUGCAGCCGCUGCAUUCUCCUCCUCAGGGGCCACAGGAGGGACUCCUGGAGGGGCCUCCUCCAAGAUGGGAGGAUCCAGAGACUCUCUCCUGGAGAGCAGCUCCUCGGGCUUAGGCAGACUGCAGAAGCAGAGAGAUGGAGGGGCCGGGGCCUACUCCAAGUCGUACACACUGGUGUAGCCUGCCAACACCUUGGCCUGUCACUGUAACUCUAAAUAAAAUGCUGGUCAAGCCAGCGCUUGCCUGGAGCCUCUAUGAAGUGAGAAGAGAAACAUACACAUGCUCAGCCGACCCGUCAGUGCCUGCGCUGUGUCGGGCUGCAGGGAGCUGCUGGGGGUCCCAUUGACACGACUGUAUGAAGGGGUCAGAGCUGGGUCUCCACAGCACAGGGGUUUGCCUUUCUUUCUGCCUGAUUGCUUUUUAUUAUUAUUGUGUCAUCUUUCUCUAUCCCUAAUUUCAUCACCCUGGAAAUCACUUGCCAAACCGUAAAUGAUUAAUCUGUUCACUUCAUUUUUUCAUUUUCUGGCAAGGACAAAGUACUUAUGCACAAAAUGCUUUCCACGUGCACUGUCUUGUUUUCUGGAUCAAGACAGUCAUAGAAUGAACCAAGUUUUUUUGUUGUUGAUGUUUUUAGGUUAUUAAAUACAUUACUUUUCUGGUUUCUGAUGGAAGAAGAGCUCAUAUCACAGCAUUGUGCCAUGGCAGGAUGCUUUCAAUGUAUGCAUAAACCACCUUGGUGUUACACUGGCUCUUAGUGGAAGGACUGACAUCUCAAUACCAGUUUUGAGAUUUGGAGAAUCUUCUUAUACAUGCAAUGGAUGACACAGCAUAGUGGUCUUAAUUGAUGCUUUUUUAAACAGACUCAAAACAGAGGACAUACAACAAAUGUCAAGCAUCAUCAAGUGAAUCCAAACCCUCUUUUUCAUCAGUUUUCAGUUAAUUUUCUGAUAAUGGAAAUAUAAUCUCAUGUGCACUAAGAAAAGUUAGAAUGGAUCCAAGUAACAGAAACCUUCACAAGCCUGCGUGUGUGUGUGUGUGCGUGUGUGAGUGUAUAUUAAAUAUAUAUAUGUAUACAUGUGGCAGGCACACACCAACAGUGGAUCUUUUUAAAAAUCAAUCUGUAUGCUGACCUCUCGGGCAGAUGUCUGUGUAAACUGACCCUCCCCCCCACUGUUGAUUUUGGGGAAUCGGGGACAGUAACAAUGAUAAUGCUGACGAUGUAACUCUAUGAUCCUAAUUCGUCUAGCAUUUUGAACUUUGUUUUGUUAAGUGUGAUUGACAGCAUUGAUUAGGAAAUAAUACUGAAAAUGAAGUGGGUUCACAAAAGAGCAUUUACAGAAGAAACAGGAUCCUUACUUUAUUCUCUUCCUCAGAACAAAGAAGGAUGAAAACCCCCAUUAUGAUCCAUCAUCGUUCCACAAUCGUUCCACAAUGUCAUUAGUCUUUGUUUAACACAUUUUACCUGUAUCCACUUUUCCCCUUUCAUAUAUCCCACCUUCACCCACCCAGUCUCCCAUCAUAUCCAUACAGUGUCACUGUGACCUACUGCUAGCAUACGGGCUAGUUAAAAGACAGCUGGACUGAGAGGUCUCAUAUGCACAGACAGGCAGAAAUGCUACUUGACGUUCAAUGACAACUUGAAUGGAAGCAAAAGUUUCAAACGUACAGCAAAUUUAUUGAGAUGUAUAAAGAAAAUAAUAUUUGUAUGAAAUUAUCUUGAAUUGAUGAACGGACAAUGACUUUAAGAUUAUAGACAGAGAGAUCAAGUGUUAAAAGAAUUUGCAGAAAAGGGAAGAGGGGGUUACAUAGAAGAGAAAUAAGCGGUCUUUAAAACUAAGAGAUGUGUUUUCAAGUCCCUCCACCUCACUGAAUUUAUUUGAGCUUUAUGCAUGGUACUGUAUCUGCUAACUUUUGGUUAACUUGUUUUUCCCAUUUCUUCUCCCAAAGCUUAAUCCCAUAACAAAGAUCGUUCCAAAAAGAGUUGCUCCAAAUGUUUUGCAAUGGCAAAACGUAACAUCAGGGCUCUCGCAAUAGAAAAAAAGAUAUGAUAUAUGUUUGUUUUCAAAAGUAUGUACAUAUAUAUUUCUAUUCAAAUAUAUAGCAAAUAUAUGAAUAUUAAAAAAGCAGAGAAAUAUAAAAAACGUUCUAAUUGAAUAUAUAUAUAAAAGAUCACAAGACAAUCGCUCAGAGUGAAAAACUGCGAGAAGGAAGAGAAAGAAGAAGAGGGAGGCUUAAACGGGUAGCACAACCAUGGAUGGGAGAUCUUGGAGAGAAAGGAAGUGGUGUGAAAGAAAGUUAAAUGGUGAAACUGCGGUUUGAGGAAUGAUCCAAUGACCCCCCCUUGUGAUAUUGUAAAUGUUCCAGCUCCUGUGCAGCAGGGCGAGACUGAGAGGAAAGCACAGUAAAGUCAAAUUAUAGUGUGAGAUUGUGUCGCUGGUUAACUGGUCUAUGGCUCAGUGCAGAAAGUGUGGUGUUGAAAAAGAAAACCGUAAAACAAGGGAAGCCUAUACAGUAAGUGAGCCUGUUGUAAUAUGUUGUAUUGUACCUUCCAAAGGUUUGUUCACAAACUCAAUGCCAUUAUCUGACUUUAGUUAAUGAAAACAAACAGACCGAAAAGUGUUUCUGUUUCUUUUCCGUGUCAUAGCGAGCUCAAACUUCUGGACUGCAAGCCAAUAAACAUACCACAAAGUAACUUCUCAUAUAUGUAUUAAUGCUCUAUUUAAUUUAAAACUACACAGGAGAUAAAUGCAUUUAGCUUUUCAUUGUUAAUUGUUUAUUUUGGCCUUAAUGUUUCACGUUGUACAAAUAUUGUUUUCAGUAAAACAAGUCCGGAAAUGGGGCUGUCCUGUUUUAGCAACCAGAAACAGAGGCCUCAUAUAUACAGUUGUAUGGAUAUUGGAUGGAGUGAUAAAACAAACUCCUGUCAAACCUGCUUUUCCCUAUUCUUCAUUGAAGUUGCCUCUAAAUCACUGAUAUAUAGUCAGUUUGCUUAAAGUAUAUGUAUUGUAUGCCUUUAAGGAAACGUCCACCCUCUAACCAGUGGAGACUUGAUGGUCUUACACUUGUUAUACUGAUUAAACUUAUCUAAGUCUCUACGAAAAAGCAAAGAGGCGUAUUUCUUUAAAUGUUUAACUAUUCCUUUAAUGUAUUCCAAGAAUUUUGUUUAAUCCUUGGUUGAAAUUAAACUCAAAACAGCCUGAUUAUUGCAAACUACACAAUACUAUAGUAUUUUGGUUCCUAAAUUAUAGAUUUUCCGUUCUCAUGUGCAGAAAAAUAUUUUUAGAACCAAAUAAAUAAUUCAAGUUAAAUGUACAAAUAAUAUUAAAAAAAUCAUAUGUGCAGCUGAAAAGAUGGCCUGUUAUUGUGUAACAUUGACUAGUUACUUUUGAAUAAAAUAGCAAACCAUACUGCCAUAUUAAACUUGUAACUGUUCACAGUACUUUAUCAUUGUUGCAGCAACAUUUCUUCUCAGCACCCUGUGUUGAUAUCUGCAAUGUUGAAUUGACAAAUAAGUGAAUCAGGGUGGAUUCUCUCUUUAAAAUACAACAGAAUACUUUACAAGCUGACUGUUUGAACUCUGAGGCCAACUUCACAUGUGCUUCUUCCCCAACCUUUCCGCAUCUGCUCAACCAAUAAGAUCUUCCCUCUCACUGUUCCCCCACCUUUUACAUUAUUUUAACUCCAUAAUAGAAGACUUGUGUACAUAGGAAAGUGUUUUGUAUAAAUGAGUACUAUUUUCGACAUCUUCACUAGAAACCAGGGCACAAUGUAAACUUUGAACUGACGUUAUUGUAAUGAAACAGAAGAGGACAAGGAAAUACUAUAGGAUUAUACAGACACUGCUUUAUCUUGAUUUAUGAACCAGUUGAAACAUGUCAGAGUGGGCCAUGCAUAGUUAACAAUAUUUAUUUCUUCUUUUACAGGACAUUUGGUUGCAUUGUCCUCUUUUAAAAAAAAUGUUUCAAAUUUUUUUUUCUGUUAAUUUUUAUCUUUUUUGUUUUAAUUGUUUUUACUUUAUCACAGGUUGCUUUGUUUAGCGUUUGCCUUUUUUUUUAAUUCCACUUUUUGGGGGGAGGACAGCAGCAUUGCAUGCUCUGAAAUUUUUGCUGGUUAUAAAAGAGAAAGGGAAAUGGUGAAAAGAACAACUUAAAAUGGCAGGUUAAUGAAAACAUUUGAAAGAUGCAGAGGUUGUUCCUUAAACUUUUACGGGGAAACGUUGCUUCAAUUUGCAAUUGCUUGUGUUUAACUCUACAUUUUCUUUUCUAUGAAAACAAACAAAAACAAAAAAAGAGUACUCAACACCUUGUGCAAUAAAGCUAUCUUUCUAUGAA
Trematomus bernacchii (emerald rockcod) is the source of this 10562-nucleotide messenger RNA. RefSeq names its product Down syndrome cell adhesion molecule-like protein 1 homolog. The record is from RefSeq and is a predicted model, not a curated record. Gene Ontology annotation, biological process: dendrite self-avoidance; axon guidance; homophilic cell-cell adhesion. The coding region runs from base 172 to 6411 and encodes 2079 amino acids. Gene Ontology annotation, cellular component: axon; plasma membrane. Gene Ontology annotation, molecular function: cell-cell adhesion mediator activity. Lineage: Eukaryota; Metazoa; Chordata; Actinopteri; Perciformes; Nototheniidae. The transcript has 35 exons.